Messenger RNA from Hirundo rustica (Barn swallow), 814 nucleotides. It is a transcript of the gene CZH9orf85, whose product is annotated as chromosome Z C9orf85 homolog. Lineage: Eukaryota; Metazoa; Chordata; Aves; Passeriformes; Hirundinidae. The transcript has 4 exons. Bases 32 to 532 code for a protein of 166 amino acids. The record is from RefSeq and is a predicted model, not a curated record.
GCGGUUCCGGGGCAGGCGGCGCCGGCCGGGGAUGAGCUCGGAGCGGGGGAACGUGUCGCGCACGCGGCCCCAGCGCCACCAGAACGCGCGCGCCUUCAAGAACGACAAGUACGACACCAGCGCCCGGCGCAAGAAAAUAAAUGCUAAGCUUCAUGACGGGGUGUGUCAGCAUUGCAAAGGUAUCUUGGAGUGGCGAGUAAAAUUCAGAAAGUACAAACUACUGACAAAACCUAAAAAAUGUGUGAAGUGCCUCCAGAAGACUGUAAAAGAUCCUUAUCAUAUUAUUUGUCGACCAUGUGCUGGAAAACUUGAAAUUUGUGCUAAGUGUGGGAAACAAGAAGAAAUAGUAAUUCCGAUUGAUAAAGGAGAAGACAGAACUGAGAGUGAGACUUCUAAAAUUGGCCAGGAGAGCAGUAAAUCAAAGGAUGAGCUGGAUUUUGAUACAAAUUUCAGUAGUGCAGACAGUGAUGGAGACUCUGAUGUGCUUGAAGAAAAAUUUAAAAGCAUGAAUUUUGAAAGGACAGAGAUCUAAAAGGUUGUGUUUAUGGAAGAGAUUAUAUGCAAUCAAAUAUGGAAAACCAAUGCUUGCCUCAAACUGCUCCAAGCCCUGAUUUGACAUCUGAGAUCCUUGUAUGAAAAUGUUGGCAUUGUGUAUGAUGAUGCAUGUAGGGAUUUGUAUUAAUACACAUUUCUGUGUAUUAGGAACAGAAUUGCUUUGAAAAUAUUCAGAAAUUCUAUCUGUAAGAAUACUUAUUUAUUUCAUAAAUGUAACAACUUCCUAUUUUUAUGGAAUAAAGCCUCUUUGUGUAAUUGU